CUGCAGGUCGAUAUUGGCAAAAUGGCCCGUUUCGAACAGACAAUGAGCCUGUAAGUGAGGAUCAACGUGUUUAAGUGGACUCUGUUUAAACUUUCGGGAUGUUUCACCUCAGACUCACCUCCUGUUAGCCAAGAAUGCUAAAGGAAGUUAGCUUGUUAGCAGGAAGUAGCCGGAGCCGGAGCUCGGCCUCACAGUCGGAGCAGCUUCCAUAGAGACCAAACUGUAUUUUUCACGGAGCCCAAAUGUCCAAAUGUCCAGAUAGAGCUGUCUGAAUAGACUCUGUGCUGUUCCCUUUAUCUGAACAUGUUUAACAUCUGAAUUAUCUCCCGCUGUCCUACGAAGCUAAUGCAGUUAGCUUAGCUUGCUAGCUGGAAACAGUCUGGAGGAAAAGCUGCUGUGAAUCAGUAAAAAUGUCUAAAGUGGAGAACGAGGAGGAACUUUGUGGACAACGCAAACUACUGGACGCUGUUUUCAAGCCUGAAGCAGCAGCUGAAGAGAGACGGAAGUUGGACAACAUGCAGCAAACAGCCCUGGACUGCAUACCAGGAGAGCUACCGUCCGCAAAAAGGCCAGAGCAUGAGGAAAUCAGCAAAAAUCAAAACGUCCAGCUGCUGUUGGUGAGUGAAGAAGCGGUUCCCACUAAGCAACAGGAAUGGAGCCCCAGUCGGGACCAGGAGGACCCACCAGAGCCGCCACACAUUAAAGAGGAGUGGAUCUCCGGUCUGGACCAGGAGGACCCAACAGAGCCGCCACACAUUAAAGAGGAACAGGAGGAACUCUGGAUCAGUCGGGACGGAGAGCAGUUACGAGGGCUGAAGGAGGCUGAUAUCAUCAAGUUCACAUUCACUCCUGUCCCUGUGAAGAGUGAAGAAGAUGUGACAGACUGUGAUAGACAUUUACAACUAGAUACUGAUGACAAAAUGUCAGACUGCUCUGAACCUGAGACUGAUGACAGUUGUAAUUGGCAUGAGACCAGGGAACCUCAGUCAGGUUUAAACCCUCUGCAAAAUAAUAUUAAAUGUAACACUGGUGAGAAAUCAUUUAGUUGCUCUGAGUGUGGUAAACUGUUCAGGCAAAACUCACAGCUGAAGAGACACAUGAUAAUCCACACAGGAGAAAAACCUUUCCCAUGUUCAGUUUGUACAAAACGUUUCGGUGACAGAGGCACUUUAUCCAAACACAUGAGAAUCCACACAGGUGAGAAACCCUUCAGUUGUUCUGUAUGUGGUAAAAUAUUCACACAAAACUCAACUUUGACCGAACACUUAAGAGUUCAUACAGGAGAAAAACCUUUCACAUGUUCAGUUUGUCAAACAAGUUUCAGUCUCAAAAACACUUUAUCCAAACAUAUGAGAAUCCACACAGGAGAGAAGCCCUUCAGUUGUUCUUUCUGUGGUAAAAUAUUUACACAAAACUCUACUUUGACUAAACACUUAAGAGUUCAUACAGGAGAAAAACCUUUCACAUGUUCAGUUUGCAAAGCAAGGUUCAGUAGCAGAAGCAAUUUAUCGCAACACAUGAGAACCCACACAAGAGAGAAAUCAUUUAGUUGCAGCAGCUGUGAUAAAAGUUUCACUGAGCUUAAUGUUUUAAAAGACCACAAGUGUACUGGUUAGAGCAGUGUAUGUAAAUGAAGCUGCAGAGAUGCUUGUUGAGCCAACAGGACUGAAGAACUGAGGGCAAGACUUGGCUCAACACUGAUCAGUUCAGAACUGUGUGACAGACUACAAAAUAAGCCACCUGAUCAUUUUCAUUCUGUUUUCAGUUGGGUUUAGAUUAUUUAGUCGUUCUCGGGGUGCUUUAUGGUAUUACUUGUAUUCAUUGAUUUUAAAAUGGUCUAAAAUUAUUUUGCGCCACGUGUACAGCCCUGAAGUCAACAUGUGUUGUUUUAAUUGUGAUUUACAAUUGACUUGACUUACCUCACAACAACACAGUUUAUUUCUAAUUGAAUGGACUCUCCCAGUCUUGAAUUGAUCCCAUUAGACGCUUUUCCACCAGAAGUACUUUUAAUACCAGGAUCUGCUUUUCAAGGAACUAAAAGGUUCCUUCAGCCCAUUGUUGUGUGCGUUCCCACCGUGGUCUAAAGACCUGCGAAAAUUAGGCUAAUUAACCAGCUGAAGAAAAAGCGAUGGCCAUGCGUCGUUAUUCAUUAACCACGAUCCGUGAGCAGAAUUUAUAAUGAAUAUCUAAUUUCAUUGGAAUAUAAUGAAAAACUAAAGGCUUAGCUUGACCAACAGCUUUUUUGUGUGGGAGUGCAAUGAAGAGAGAAUUUAAUGACAAACUCUAUAAAUCCAUCAAGUUCUUAGAAGAACUCUAGCACAGAGAAAGCAACACAAACCAUAAUGAUGUGACAGUUUGGAAGGUUAUGAAAACAUUUCCAGCUGACAGGAGCUGCAGAUCAGCUGCAGGACUCGCGUCUAUGUCGCCUGAGUGUCGGAGGAACAGGAUUUUUAAUGAGCUUUAUUACCUGCUUUAAUCAACUGGCCCAUUUGUUUUGGAGAGGAGGAGACCGUCUUCAGCUGCUUGUAGAAACAUCCUGACUGAUGAAAACUUUAAACAAUAAAUGAGUCACAAAUGAGUCCAUCCUCACCUCCUCCAUCACCAUCUGGUACGCUGCUGCCACUGCCAGGGACAAGGGCAGGCUGCAGCGCAUCAUUCGCUCUGCAGAGAAGGUGAUUGGCUGCAAUCUUCCUUCUCUUCUGGACCUGUACGCCUCCAGGACUCUGAGGCGAGCAGGAAAGAUCGCAGCUGACUCCUCGCACCCGGGACACAAACUGUUUCAGACUCUCCCCUCUGGCAGGAGGCUGCGGUCCAUCAGGACCAAAAACUUUGCACCACAAAAACAGUUUCUUUCCGACUGCAGUUAGCCUCAUUAACGAGGCGGGGCCCCCACUAACACCGACUCAUGGCCCCCCCUCAAACACACACACUGCUGACCCCAUGUUGGAACAACACUUAACGCUGAAUUGAGAAUUUCUGCACAUACUUGUAAUUAUCCUGUUUUAUUUGACAUUAUUUUUUCCUAUAGUAUUAUGGUAUUAUUUUGUAUACUUGUAAAUUUUUGUUCUUUUGCCUUUUAUGUAUUUAUAUUUAUGUUCAUGUGUACUUUAAAGCACCAACAUAUACCACGGCAAAUUAUGUAGGUGAAAAUGUACUUUGCAUUCAGAUUCUGGUUUGGACCCAGUAUUAAGCGUUACAACACACUGCUGCACGCUGGCUGCUAUUUCCAAGCUAUAAAUAUAACACUGAUGGACGAGCUCAGGCCAUCGGCGAGA
Messenger RNA from Micropterus salmoides (largemouth bass), 3275 nucleotides. RefSeq names its product gastrula zinc finger protein XlCGF8.2DB-like. Gene Ontology annotation, biological process: central nervous system development; regulation of transcription by RNA polymerase II. Lineage: Eukaryota; Metazoa; Chordata; Actinopteri; Centrarchiformes; Centrarchidae. Gene Ontology annotation, cellular component: nucleus. Gene Ontology annotation, molecular function: RNA polymerase II cis-regulatory region sequence-specific DNA binding; DNA-binding transcription factor activity, RNA polymerase II-specific. The coding region runs from base 411 to 1616 and encodes 401 amino acids. The record is from RefSeq and is a predicted model, not a curated record. The transcript has 3 exons.